Messenger RNA from Geosmithia morbida, 1095 nucleotides. Its product is annotated as putative serine esterase (DUF676). The record is from RefSeq and is a predicted model, not a curated record. Bases 1 to 1095 code for a protein of 364 amino acids. Lineage: Eukaryota; Fungi; Ascomycota; Sordariomycetes; Hypocreales; Bionectriaceae. The transcript is spliced from 2 exons.
AUGCUGCAGUUCGUGCAUCGAUGCUCCACCGCGGUCACGGCCAUUGGUGUCUCGACCACGGACGGGUCGCGUAGUCUCCUGAUGCCACAUUGCCCCGUUGGUGUCCGAGAAGCUCUGCGAAAGCGUGCUUGCAUGGUGCGUCUGGCCCAUACAGAGGUUUGCAUCCGACGGUGCAUGGAUGUUGGUUGCGGUCAUCUUCGUGGCAGAGGCAAGGUCACUUCAAGGCCCAACAACGGUUACACGGUGUCGGCGGUAGAAGCGCCUCCCCCGAGCGAAGCUGCCGGCUCGACCCGAGGUGCUCUGGGACUGAGCCUAGUGUACUCGCCGCCAGACCCCAAGAUCGACAUCAUCAUGGUGCACGGACUGGCGGGGGACUCGAGGAAGACGUGGAGCAAGGGCCAUUCGCCGUCUUCCUUCUGGCCACUAUGGCUGACCAAGGAGCCGGCUAUCAUGGGAAGGGGCGUGCGGAUCUCGACGUUCGGCUACGACUCGCGGUACCUGAAGGGCAGCAGCGGGACGGACUGCAUGGGGAUCCACCAGUUCGGCAUGUCGCUGCUGACCGAGAUUGCCACGUCGCCGUACAUCCGGGGCGCGGGGACGCGCAUCAUCACCAUCGGCCACAGCAUGGGUGGGCUGGUGGCCAAGAGGGCCUUCAUCGGAGCGGUCCGGGACCCGGAGCACCGCGACAUCGCCCGCCGCUUCGCGUCCAUGUACUUCCUCGCCACGCCGCACCGCGGCGCGGACUCGGCCAGGCUGCUCGGAAUCCUCCUGCGCGCCGUCGCCCUCGACAAGGCCUACGUCGGCGACCUGGAGCGCAACUCGGCCGCCGUCAGGACCAUCAACGACGACUUCUUCUGGCUCUCGUCCCGCCUCGACAUCCGCUCCUUCUACGAGACCGAGAUCAUGAGCCACUUCCGCUCCCUCAUCGUCGACAAAAGCUCCGCCAUUAUGGACCUGGUCAACGAGUUCGAGGCCCCCAUGAGCGCCGACCACCGCUCCAUCUGCAAGUUUGCCUCCACCCACGACAACAACUACCGCAUCCUGCGUAACUCGCUCGUCGCCACCCUCGAAAACCUCAUGCCCAUGCGUCCAUAG